This is a messenger RNA of Cucumis sativus (cucumber), 940 nucleotides long. RefSeq lists its product as uncharacterized. The transcript has 4 exons. NCBI's taxonomy places the organism in Eukaryota, Viridiplantae, Streptophyta, Magnoliopsida, Cucurbitales, Cucurbitaceae. The coding region runs from base 32 to 886 and encodes 284 amino acids. The record is from RefSeq and is a predicted model, not a curated record.
CGCCAUUCUUCUCCUUUGAAUUUCUCUCGCCAUGUUUACGCUCCAAAUUCUUGGAUUGGGUGAACUGAGGAGCUCCAUUUUCUCACUCCUCGCCGUUUCCAACUCCGCCACUCUCCGAUGCUUCCCAUCAUCGGUGUCGCUUGCUGUCUCCUACUCCGAUGAAUCUCAUUCCUUCCUUGUAUCCUUCCAAAUGUUCGAUCCAUUCUUCACCAUUUUCUCCCGCGGCGACGGCGAUUACAAUUUCGACAUCGAUCUUCAAGAACUUUCUCGUCUUAUCUUGGCCGAAGAAGAUCUUUUCUUGACUAUUCUUGUUCCCAGUGCCUUCUCAUCUGCCAGCCUAAUUUCUUCAACUAGAGAUGGGAAAUUUCGAUCUCUGGCUUCCUUGUGGACGAUGCUUCCCCAAAACCGGGGAGUGAGCAAAUUUGAUCUCAAAUUGUUCGUGGCAAUUGAUGCAGUAAAGUUCAGAGAGAUAGUAGCACGAUUAUCUGAUUACAAUGGUCCAAUUUUUGCUACUGCAUCGACUUCACAAGUGAAGUUCUAUGGAAGAACAGCUGAAGGGGAGAUUAUUGGGGCUACUCUUCUUACUGCUGAGAGAAGAGAGUGCUUGGCAGGAGGUUUCAAUGACAAAGAUUAUGAAAUCAAGUUUUCAUUUGCUUUGAAACCCAAGGAUUUUUUUGGUCGUUCAAUGGAGUUGACCAAAUUGGUUUGGUUCUUUGAAUCAACACGUUGGAACACUACAGUGAUUUGCUUUGCAAGAGAAUGGACCAACAUUGUUGCCUCUUACCCUAGAGAUAUAUGCAUUACUUCAUUCUUAAAUUCAUUCUCUCUCCAUAAAAUUCUACGAUACAAAAGAGUGCCAAAUUUAGAUAGAUAUGUCUAUAUAUAACAGACCAUUUUAGAGAAUACAAUACCACUAGAAAGGAUAUGUGUACAGUUCAAA